This is a messenger RNA of Mus musculus (house mouse), 5823 nucleotides long. Its product is annotated as predicted gene, 46430. The record is from RefSeq and is a predicted model, not a curated record. The transcript is spliced from 5 exons. The coding region runs from base 1494 to 2546 and encodes 350 amino acids. Lineage: Eukaryota; Metazoa; Chordata; Mammalia; Rodentia; Muridae.
UGAGUGCAGGACCACUGCCACAAAGGGAAGGAGCAGGCGGCUGAACAGCCUGAGCUGAAAUGCUGUGUCCUCUCCCACCGCUUGGAGGAUAGACUCAAAUACUAAUGGAGUGCAAGUCAAAGCAGAGAUCUGGAAAAGGCCUGACCCAAGACUGGAAGCUCUAUUUAACCUAGAGAAGGGAGUCAAAGCCCCGGUGAAGAUUCUGUGACGGUUCAUUGUAUAAUUUAUGAUGAUGAAGAUUGAGUUGCAUUUUGCGGAAAAGAGAUGUUGAGAUAUCUAAGGCAUUGAGAAAUCUGUCAUGCAGACAUGCACACAGGGAGAGGGAGUACCCAAACUGAUGAGAACUUACAGGAAUUGGACCAUCUAAGCCCUUAGAAAGUGAAGUCCACUGUGUCUCAAACAAAGGAUGGCAAGUGUUCAUGACAUCAAUACUACCCAAGGCUUCAGAGUCAUUGGAUUGCAGGUGUGUGACAUUUUUCCUACCUGUUGAAUUUUUCCAAAGAGUAUGAGGGUUUUGCCAGUGUGCAUGUAUAUCAUGUGUGCCUCAUCUUUACUGUAGUCAGAUGGCAGCCUCAGAACACUUAAACUUGAAGUAAUGAGCAGUUGUGGGUCCUCAUGUAAAUACUGGCCAUUGACCUCCUUUUUGUGGAAGACCAGAAAGAGCUUUCCACUGCUGAACUAUCUCCCUGCCCUAUGUUGCUCAUUUAUGAUCCACAUUUAUAUUACUAGUAUUUUCAUCUAUCCAUUUGUAACUGUUUAAACAUACAUGUAAAUAUACAUUCUCUUCUAUAAAAUUUGUUUCCAUUUAAACUGGGGCACUUCAGGUUUCUGCUAGAUGACUACAGACUGUAUACUGUAGUGAAUGUAUAAUUCUUUGUAGGAACUUCUGUAAAGACCUCUGAAUUCUUUCUAUGUUUUUUGUUGGCUUGAUUCCAUUUUGCAGGGGAUUGAAGGUCUUAAUAUGUACCUUUGUUGUCCUGGAACUCAUUGCAUAGCUUAGGCUGGCAUCAAACUCAAUGACCUACACCUGCCUGUACCUCUGGGAUAAAAGACAUGAAUAAACACACCCAGCUUGCCUAUCAUUUUUGUACUUUGUGAUUGGUCAUACAAUGUUUCUGAUGUGUGCUUAAUAAUGUUUGCAUCUCUCCUUCCCCCUCUCUGUCAAUGGUAAUUUGUCUUGCAAGGCUGUAUCCUAUUCAGAGCAUUCAGAAGUGACACAGGUGAACCUCAUAGUUCAGUUUCCUUCUAAAAUAACUUGCUGAUUAGAUUGUAACUUCUCUGUCAGGAAAUAGUGGAGGAAGCACCAGAAGUAUAUGUAUAUAUUGUCAAGGAGGCAUAUAUUUAUUUACAGUGAUGUCAGGAUUAUGCUUUGUGUUGUACACAUGUAUGGGAUAUUUUAGGAUGCAGUGACUUAUGAUGAUGUGCGUGUGAACUUCACUGAGGAAGAGUGGGAUUUGCUGGAUCCUUCCCAGAAAAGUCUCUAUGAAGAGGUGAUGCUAGAGACAUACCAGAACAUCACUGCUAUAGGCUACAAUUGGGAAGACCAUCAUAUUGAAGAACAUUGUCAAAGUUCUAGAAGACAUGAAAGGCAUGAAAGAAUUCAUAUUGGAGAGAAACCGUAUGAACGUAACCAAUGGGGUAAAGCCUUUGCAAGUGACAAUCAUCUCCAAAUACGUAAAAGAACAAAUACUGGAGAGAAACCUUAUGAAUGUAAUCAAUGUGGUAAAGCCUUUUCACAACAGAGUAGUCUCCAGUAUCAUAAAAGAACAUAUGCUGGACAGAAACCUUAUGAAUGUAAUCAGUGUGGUAAAGCCUUGUCAUGUCAAAGAAAUCUCCAAUAUCAUAAAAGAACACAUACUGGAGAGAAACCCUAUGAAUGUAAUCAGUGUGGUAAAGCCUUCACACAUUACAAUAAUCUCCGAUAUCAUAAAAGAACACAUACUGGAGAAAAACCUUAUGAAUGUAAUCAGUGUGGUAAAGCCUUUGCACGUUACAAUAAUCUCCAGUGUCAUAAAAGAACACAUACUGGAGAGAAACCUCAUGUGUGUGAUCAAUGUGGUAAAACCUUUGCAUGGCAGUAUACUCUCCAAAAACAUAAAAGAAUACAUACUGGAGAGAAACCUUAUCAAUGUAGUCAAUGUGAUAAAGCAUUUUCAGAACACAGUAGUCUUCAAUAUCAUAAAAGAACACAUACUGGAGAGAAACCUUAUGAGUGUGAUCAAUGUGGUAAAGCCUUUGCUUGGCAGUGUAGUCUCCAUAUCCAUAAAAGAACACAUUCUGGAGAGAAACCUUAUGAGUGUAAUGAAUGUGGUAAAGCCUUUGCACAUCACACUAGUCUCCAAAGUCAUAAAAGAAUACAUACUGGAGAGAAACCUUAUCAGUGUGAUCAGUGUGGUAAAGCAUUUGCACAUCAAAAUAAUCUCCAAUAUCAUAAAAGAACACAUACUGGAGAGAAACCAUAUGAAUGCAAUCAAUGUGGUAAAGCCUUUGCAAGUCACAGUCAUCUCCAAAUACAUGAAAGAACACAUUUUAGAAAAAACCCUUAGAAUGCAAUCAAUGUUGUAAAGACUUUGGAUGUAAGACUAAUCUCCAAAGACAUAAAGGAAUAUAUAUGGGACAGAAACCUUAUGAAUGUAAUCAAUGUGGUAAAGCAUUUGCAACUCACAGUCAUCUACAAUGACAUAAAAGAACACAGAGGAGAGAAACCUGGUUAUUGUUUACAUAUUGACAUAAGGAGAUGCAAGUAUGUAUCAACUUGACAAGGGAUGGAUUGUGAUUGCUACUCUUGGUUUUCAAUAUAAGAUCUAAAGUGGAAAGCAUAGGUCCAGGCAUGGUGGUACAUGCCCUUGAACCCUAGGAGAUGAGCAUCAAGCAGAUCUCUGAGUUCAAGUCCAUCCUGAUACAGAACAAGUUUCAGGUGAAGAAAAGCUAAGGUCUAGGCCGGUGGAUACAGAGCCUUGCAGAUCUCUGAGUUCAAGGUCAGUAUAUAGAGCAAGUUCCAGGACAGCCAAGCUGAGGCAGUAAAGGAGUUGGAGAACAGAAAACUGGUGAUAAUGUAAUAGAAGAGGCCAUGUCCCAGGCCCAGAAAGCAGCAGAGCUCAGCAACUUUGUCCAUGUGGCUCUGACUUUAGAGGUAAGAAUAGAAGGGACUACUGGGAAAAUUGAAGCUUGUUAGCUGUGGAUGAGAAAUUAGAAGUGAUGAAGAAGAGACCAGCAUCAUUGAGGUGAAAUUUUCUAGGAAGUGUUUUCUGAGAGGACAAAGAAACUGUGUUCCAGAGAUAGCCAGGAUUGUACCUUGUGUUGCAGCUGAACUUGGUCACAUGUAAGAAUCAUCCAGGUGGUACUGGUUUUGAAGGCAUGACGGUGUCAUGAGGAGCAGCUGAGGCUUGGACCAAUGAAGGGAGCAUAAGUGAGACUAUCAGUGAAGCCUAGUUGCAGGAGAAGAACCCAACAUAUUGAAGAUGCCAGUCCAAUGGGAUGAGCAGAAAGAACAGCCCAGUAGAGUGGAGUCAACCAGAGCUUAGAGUGAUACAGAGGUCAGAGCUAGAGAAGUGACCUUAUCUCUUUGGAGGACUGCAGAAGAUCAUGUGUGGAUCCAAGACAUUGGAGCAAGAAGCUGUAACACUGAGGUUACCUUCCAGACCCCAAGAUCUUUGAGAUGUCAGAGCUGUGGGGUACCUGCUCAGGAAAACCAGCCAAAGAGAAAGAAUUGUGCUGCAGUUAACAAAGCAUAAAAGGAGUUGGAGAUCUAAAGAAUGCUUUAACAUGACACAUGGAGAUGCAGUUUCAAGAUUUCCAAGUUGACUUUUGGUUUUGUUUUCGUCCAGUAAUUCCUCAUGAUGACAUUUUGGAAUGGUGAAGUCUAUGUUGUGAAGUUGGAAUUAUAUGAUCUGCAUUUAGAUUUUUCUUUUUUAGGGGAUUACAGUUACAUUGAAUGAAUCUCAGAAGAGACUUUGACCUUUGGACUUUUAACGUAUUUGAGACUGGUAUAGAUGAUGGGGACUUUUGAGGUUGGACCUCGUGUAUUUUUCAUUAUGCAUGUUUAAAUAUGUUCCUUAUACAUUCCUGUACUCCAACAUGCUUAAGGGGGCCAGUGAGUGGAAUGUGGGAGUUUGAAUAUGCUUGUGACAGGGAGUGACUCUAUUCAGAGGUGUGACCUUGUAGGAGAAAGUGGAUAUCUCUGGGGGUGGACUUUGAAGCUCCACCAAGUGCAAAACAGACCCUCCUAUUCCCUCUCUGGAAGACAGUUUCUUCCUGGCUGCCUUUGGAUCAAAAUGCAGAACUCUCAGCUCCUUCUCCAGCAUCAUGUCUGCCUGCAUGCUGCUGUGCUUCCUCUGAAACUGUAAGCCAGCCCCAAUUAAAGGUUUGCUUUUAUGAGAGUUGCCAUGGUCAUGAUGUCUAUUCCUAGCAAUGGAAACACUAAGACAGAAACCUUGGGAGUGUAUUUAAUAUAGUGAAACCUUUUCACAAUUCUGUAGGCUUCAUCAUCAUGAAAGAAUAUAUACUGGAGCCAGACAGUGGUGGUGCAUGCCUUUAAUCCCAUCACUUGGGAGGAAGAUGCAGGCAGACUUCUGAGUUCUCGGCCAGCCUGGUCUACAAAGUGAUUUCCAGGACAGCCUGGGCUAUAGAGAGAAACCCUGUCUUGAAAAACCAAAACAAACAAAAGAGUAUGUCCUGGAGAGAAACCUUUUGAAUGUACUUCCUAUGGUUAGGCUUCUUCCUACGGUUAAGAAGGAAUCACUUUGACAGAUACAGUUCUCAUUCUCUGUCUUUAGAACCUGAGCAUCACCCAGGAGUUCAUGACAAGCUCCUUCUUGGACCCUGUCUACAUGUGUUAAAUCAGAAGUUUUGCUCUCAGUAUAUGACUCCUAGAAAAAUAAUUAAAGGUGGCCCCUGAACUCUAUAUUUCUGACUCUCCAGUUACUACUAAUCUAUCUUUCAAGCAGAGGCCCCAUAUCCUUGAGCUCUCUGGGAGCAGAGGUGAUCAGAAAGGUAGUCAAGGGCUCUGAAGCCCCUCAGGCACACGCGAGGUUUCAGGCAACACCAGCCCCACUCUGAAGCACACACACAAAAUCCUGUUGAGGAUUAAUCUAAUGCCUGCUCUCUGACACAGCGUUUGCAACACAGCAGGUAGAACUUGCCAUAUCCACCCAACAAACCCCAUACACAUCUAGGAAACUUCUACAGCUCAGAAACUCCUGUUGUACCUGAAAUUGGAUUUCCCAGAAUCAUGCCAGGUUCAAUGGUGGCAGUGGAAAAGUGAAAAUAUUCUGAUCAAGUAUUGCUAAACAAUGAUCCCCAUCACUGCCUUUAUACGACUUUCAAAUACUUCAUAACAUAUGUCACACAACAGUGAAUGUGUUUGAGCCUAUCCCUAACCCCUAACCCUAACCACUAAUUCCUUACCCUGUUAUCUCUUGACUCUCCUCUAUGUAUACUGAAUAGAGUAUAGAAUUAGGCUUAGAUUGAUGCCAGUUUGUCAUUAAUGUUUGCCUGAAGACAGACUUUUUUCCCAUAUGUAUUUCCUUCAAGUCUCAUACUCUAAGUGCCUUAAAUGCCUCACUUAUUCCUUCACAACUUGCAAGCAUUUUUGUAGGGUUUUAUUUUUCAUAUUGGAACGUUCCUUCAUAAUCUACAUAUAACGCCUACUUUGUUAAAACUGUUUCAAUGUUUCAUCACUCUAACAUUUUAUAUUUGCUAAUACCAUAAGAUACAAUAGGUUUAACAAAUCCACCAUCUCCUGUGAGAACAUUUAUUCAAGGGUGGGGAAUAAGCAAUGUUUAUCUCCUCUUUCUAAGUUCUCAGUGGCACCACAUCUCAAAA